Messenger RNA from Helicoverpa zea (corn earworm), 834 nucleotides. RefSeq lists its product as uncharacterized. The coding region runs from base 185 to 481 and encodes 98 amino acids. The transcript has a single exon. The record is from RefSeq and is a predicted model, not a curated record. NCBI's taxonomy places the organism in Eukaryota, Metazoa, Arthropoda, Insecta, Lepidoptera, Noctuidae.
CCCGCAGUAACUGGCUUCAUUCGCCCGUGCGCCAACAUUCCGUUAGCAGCCUCUUCACUUUUCAACGCAACGCGGUCAAAAACAAUUCUAUAAUGCAAAAUAGUUUUUAAUACAAUUUAAAUCGGACUAAUAAAAGUGAACGCAUCCUUAUCUGACAUUAAAUUCGGCGGGAAAUUGAAACAAUAUGGCGCGUGUUUUUUUCGUUAUUUUCGCGGUUAUUUUGGUGCUGGCUCCGUGUGAGAUGAAAAGGAGGAAGAUAAAGGAUUAUCCGACGGAUAAGCAGCUGACUUUGCAGAGGAAAGAGACAACGCCUGUGGAUUUCACGAGACUAGUGGUGAUGAGAAUGGUGUACGGUUUUGCUAAAGUUCUUGGCUUCGAAGAGCCUAUUGGUGAAGUGAUGAAUGGUGCAUUCGUGCCCCCAGGAGCGGAUGAUGAUGAUGAUUUUGAUGAUGAUGACGGAGACUUCUUCGACGAUUAUUAAUUUUAAGUGUGUAAACGUGCGUAUUCUCGAUACCAAAUAACUUGCAUUUACCCAGUUGUAAUGUCUUUUUGUAAAUUAUUUAUUAACUUAUUUUAGUUUUUAAUUGCAAAUUAAUUUAUUUUAGUGUAAAAAUGUGAAGUACAUAAGUGUUAAAAUAUGAAAAAUGUCGUUAUAUUUUUUCUAUUUUUUAUUUUAUUUAUUUCACUUACAAAACAUCUUAUGCCGUUAAAGACGUCAAUAAUCGAGUAUGAAAAGCUCUUAACAGUAAAACUCUGAAAUCUGACAAUAUCAGAUUCCAAUACCUGCUAUUGAUUAUCUUGCUUCGAUCAAAAAUAAUUUUGAACACAGCAAAA